CGUUCGUCUGCUCACAUCUACAGAAUGAGGUUCUUGGUCUCCUUCGUGGCUGUGUUGUGCGUGGUGGGAGCAGCAAUUGCUCUCUACGUGCCAGACGCCCAAGAAUUGGGCUUCUUUAGAAAUGGUGGCGAAAGUGGCAACGCUGACGACGGCGGCACUGGCGGCAGUGGCGGCAUUGGCGACAUUGGCGAAUAUGGCAUUGGCGGCAGUGGCGGCAGUGGUGGCAGUGGCGAAAAUGGCAGUGGCGGCAGUGGCGGCAUUGGCGAAAAUGGCAGUGGUGGCAGUGGCGGCAGUGGCGAAAAUGGCAGUGGUGGCAGUGGCGGCAGUGGCGAAAAUGGCAGUGGUAGCAGUGGCGGCAGUGGCGAAAAUGGCAGUGGCGGCAGUGGCGGCAGUGGCGAAAAUGGCAGUGGUAGCAGUGGCGGCAGUGGCGAAAAUGGCAGUGGCGGCAGUGGCGGCAGUGGCGAAAAUGACAGUGGUGGCAGUGGCGGCAGUGGCGAAAAUGGCAGUGGCGGCGGUGGCGGCAGUGGCGAAAAUGGCAGUGGCGGCAGUGGCGAAAAUGGCAGUGGCGGUAGUGGCAGCAGUGGUGGCAGUGGCGAAAAUGGCAGUGGCGGCAGUGGCGGCAGUGGUGGCAGUGGCGGCAGUGGUGGCAGUGGCGGCAGCGAUGGCAGUGGCGGCAGUGGCGGCAGUGGUGGCAGUGGCGGCAGUGGCGAAAAUGGUAGUGGCGGCAGUGAUGGCAGUGAUGGCAGUGGCGGCAGUGGCGAAGGUGGCAGUGGCGGCAGCAGCGGCUGCGAAAAGAAUGGCAAUUGCGGCAACAAUGGUAAUAACGGCAAUUGUGGCAACAACGGUAAUAUAUGUAAUUGCUGUAAUAAUGGCCACAACUGUGUCCCUGUCCUCUCCAUUGGGUUUCACUGAUUACUACUCUUCAUAUUUGUAUGUUGCCCUGUUGUUCCAAUACCACCUCAGUAUUCCCAAGGCCAAGGUACCUUUGCCUAAUUGGGGAACCAAGAGGUAUCAUUAUUCAUAUUUUUAAAGGAAUGACCACUGAUCCGUAUUAGGGACCAAUCUCUGUUUGUUGAGCGCAUAGCGUAAAAAAAAAAAAAAAAGCACACACACACACACACACACACACACACACACACACACACACACACACACACACACACACACACACACACACACACCGAGAACAGCGAUAACACUGAUAACAUCAGCAACACAAAUAUCAGCGGAAACACUAGUAACAGUGACAAUAGCGAUAACGCUUUAAACACUGGUAAUAGCAACAACACCGGUAACAAUAGUAAAGCGCCAACACCAAUAAUACAAAUAACACUGAUAACAUCGGUAACACCAGUAACAGUGGCAACACCGGCAACAGUGGCAACACCGGUAACACCAAUAACAGCAGCAACACCAGUAACACUAGUGACAGCGGCAACCAUGGCUACACACACACACACACACACACACACACACACACACACACACACACACACACGAGUAGCCUCUCUCCACACAACCAUCACGAAGAGUACUUCAGGUUCAGUCGCUGUGGUCAUUUCCAUUUGGGGUAUUAAUUACACCAGAUUAUGCAUUGAAUAUUCCCUUUAACUUGCAAUUAUGUAUGUAAACCAUAAAAAUAAAUAUUUUGCAAAUUG
Molecule: messenger RNA, 1658 nt
Organism: Scylla paramamosain (green mud crab)
Lineage: Eukaryota; Metazoa; Arthropoda; Malacostraca; Decapoda; Portunidae
Exons: 3
Coding region: 25-912 (295 amino acids)
Source: RefSeq, a predicted model, not a curated record